Oxyura jamaicensis (ruddy duck) is the source of this 2786-nucleotide messenger RNA. RefSeq names its product NHL repeat containing E3 ubiquitin protein ligase 1 (gene NHLRC1). The transcript has a single exon. The record is from RefSeq and is a predicted model, not a curated record. Gene Ontology annotation, biological process: negative regulation of translation; protein polyubiquitination; proteasome-mediated ubiquitin-dependent protein catabolic process. NCBI's taxonomy places the organism in Eukaryota, Metazoa, Chordata, Aves, Anseriformes, Anatidae. Bases 61 to 1197 code for a protein of 378 amino acids. Gene Ontology annotation, molecular function: ubiquitin protein ligase activity; translation repressor activity; protein binding.
GGCCCCGUCCCUCCGCCGCCCGCCCACAGGGGGCAGCCGCCCGGCCCGGCCGGCCCCGGGAUGGCGGCGGCGGAGGCGGGCGAGGCGGAGCUGGGCCUGCUGGAGUGCCGGGUGUGCUUCGAGCCCUACGGCCCCGGCGGGCAGCGGCGGCCGCGCAACCUGCCCUGCGGCCACGUCCUCUGCCGGGGCUGUGUGGGCGCCCUGGGCGGCCGGGGCCGGCUGGACUGCCCCUUCUGCCGGCGGGCCUGCGGCCCCUCGGACACCAGCGACUGCCUGCCGCUGCUGCAGCUGCUCGAGGUGCUGGGCCCUGCCUGCAGCAUCCUCCCGGCCGCGGGCAGCGCCGCCCCCGGCGCUCCGGGGCUGCGGCUGGCCCUGGGCGGCUGGGGGGCUCUGGUCAACCCCACGGGGGUGGCGGCGUGCCCCAAGUCGGGGCGCUUGGCGGUGUCCCACGACGGCAAGAAGAGGAUCCAUGUCUUCGGGCUGAGUGGCUCCUGCCUGCAGCGCUUUGGGGAGCGUGGGGAGGCGGGCAACGAUAUCAAGUACCCGCUCGACGUGGUCGUCACGGCGGACGGGCACGUGGUGGUCACCGACGGCGGGGACCGCGCGGUGAAGGCCUUCGACUGGGAUGGAAGGGGGGUUUUGGCGGUGCGAGAGGGCUUCUGCCUGCCAUGGGGCUUGGACGCCACCCCAGAGAGCGACGUGAUCCUGACGGACGCGGAGGCAGGAGCUCUGUACCGCCUGACAGCCGACUUCAGAAAGGGCGAGCUGAAGAAGUGCCAGAUGCUCCGGUCCAAGUUAACCAGCCCCAGAGGGGUGGCGGUCUGCCAGACCUCAGGUGCUGUUGUGGUGAUAGAGCACCUGAAGGCCAGCGGGCCCAACAACAGCAGCACCCGGAUAAAGAUAUUCAAUGCAGACAUGGAUCUCGUGGGACAGAUGGAUAGCUUUGGCCUGAACCUCUUUUUCCCCUCCAAAAUUUAUACGACGGCUGUGGCCUUUGACAAAGAGGGUCGCAUCGUAGUAACAGAUGUCCGUAGCCAGGCUGUGAUAUGCUUAGGGAAACCUGGGGAGUUUCCCAUCUUUAACCCUCUAAUUAGCCAUGGACUUUCAUACCCCGUAGGACUGACUUACACGGCAAACAAUUCCCUCGUAGUUUUAGACAGCGGUGAUCACACAGUAAAAAUAUACAGCUCCACCUGAAUGCUGUAUCUGCUUUUGGCCACAAAGCAAGCAAAGUCCUGGUCUUCGCAGGCGUGUAGGGAGGGACUAUUUUCUGGGUUCAACUUGAAGUGAAAUUGCCCUCUUUAAGCAGCAUGCUGUACUUCCCAUAUAACUCACAUCAAAUCGUUUGUCUACCCACGGGAGACAACCUGGCCACCGCAGGCCAGAGUCAACAGUGAAUCAACCAAACGAUUUGGCAUUUUAAAACUAUUCCAUGCCUUCAAAAACAAACAUUCAUACCACUUUUUGCAAAGUAAGAGCAGCGCCUAGAAUGGAGUAAUCCAAGACUUGGACCUGGGAGAGAGAAGGAUGCAUCUUGUGUUUACUGUCAUCAGCAUCUUGUUUUCAUUAUUCUUUGUUAAGCAUGAGAGUGACAGAAUGGUUUCUGUAGGAUUUCUGCAUGAGAAAGGAGACUGUCUGGAUGAGCUGAUGGAGAAAUGGCAGAUUCAGCUCGGGGUCAUUUGAUCUAGCCAAGGUCAAUUGCAAUAGAGGAACUAUCAGCAGUUAGUGAGUUACAUGACAUGAACUGGUGCUCAAAACCUUUUUUUUUUUUUUUUUUUUCCCCUCCAUAUUGGGGAAAUGCACUUCUGGAUGCACUUUUCUUUAUAUUAGUUUAUUACCGCCUUUAUUAGAGUUGUACAGAAGCAGUUGCACGUCCUGUAUAAUGCAUGAGCCUGUGUCUUCAUCUAGAUGUAGUCUUGUGCAUGGGCAGCUUUCCCUAGCAGCCUCUCCAAGUAUUGGUGUUUAGACCACGGGUACUUCUGCAUUUACAAAAUUGAAUCGGAGGUGUUACUAACACAGGUACUCUUGGGAGAUUUCCAAUACUACCGGCAUCUGUCCCGUAAUUAAUUUAAUACUUUGCACCAAUCUUCAAGAUUCAGUUGAAAACUGAAAUGGUGUUGAUGAGUAAUAAUGGGGAAAGGGGAACGUGAGCCUUGCUGUUUCACAGCUUCCAAAGGAGGUUUUGUUGGUAGUGAAUACACAGCAGGUUUAGGUUAUUUUGUAUUAUCCUGAAAGCAGUUUCACUGUGGACAUGAGUUCUGUUGCCUUAUUGCCCCAUGGAAAUUAACUUAUAACUGAAUUACUUUGAGAAAGAUUUAACGCACCCACUAGAAGUCACUGCUGCAUUUUUAUGCAUUUCUGCUCCUAAAGUAAUUAUUUAGGUGGUUCAGCACUAAAAUGAAGUUAGAUAUAAAUGUAAAUGCUUUCUGAGGUAGAAACAAGUAGAUCAAAUUUGAAUAAAACUUUUUUGGUCAUGUAUUUUGUGACUGAAAGCAUGCAUAUUAACUAAAGACACUUGAAAUUCACAGGUAGUCUUUCUAUUGGUUAACUUUUAAUCUGGCUUUUGGUCUGGCUUCCUGGGCAGUUAGUAACUGCAUGUAUUGCUGUACCAGUGAUAUUCCAAAUAUUUCAAACUGAAGCAUUUUUAGUCCUCUAAUUCAGACAAUGUAUUAAUCCGUCUCAUGUUACCAUUUAUAAAAGAGAGCAAACAAAACUAUAAAAUACAGCUAUUUGUAAAGGUUGAUUGAACAGUGACCUGCCAAUAAAGUGUGAUUUCCUUACUCCUA